AUGGCGCCUCCGGAAGAGCCAUCGUCUGAUGACGUCCAACUGUCCCAGCUUGAGGAGGGACUUACAAGACAACCUCCCAACCGCGAUAUUCUGUCCUCUGUCGGCGUCGAGGACAUCCAGACGCAAACCGCAGAGGCGGAAACAACUGGCCUCCUUGUGAACGCAGUUGAGCCAGCUAGAAGCUCUUCGAGCAUCCAGCAGCCGCUACCAAUGGCCUUGACUCUGCCGAAGAAUUUCGCUGCAGUCGUCCCCGGAAUCUACCGUAGUAGUUAUCCUCAGUCACAGGACUACGCCUACCUCCAGGGCCUGAAUCUCAAGACUAUCGUAACCUUGGUCCAGAAGGACCUGCCUGAGGGCUUCCAAGCUUUCAUGGACGGUAACGGCAUCAAACAUCGCAUGUUUGACAUGGCGGGUACCAAGAAGGCAACAAUUCCCUUAGGCUUGAUGCGGUCCAUUCUCGAAGUCGUCAUGGACGAGAGAAACCACCCUAUCCUCGUUCACUGCAAUCAUGGAAAGCACCGAACAGGCUGCGUCAUGGGCAUCCUGCGUAAAUUCAAUGGAUGGGAGACAUCUGCGGUGUUGGACGAGUAUCACCAGUAUGCCCAGCCGAAGGCACGCGAGACUGAUGUUCGAUACCUUACCGACUUUCAGCUCGCAGACCUUGGACACCUGGCCAAGAAAGAGGUAGCAAGUAUCGGAAUGGCCCCGUGGGUCAAUCACUACCUUUUCCUUUGUCUUAUCGCGGUGGUCUCGCUCGGCAUUUGGAUUCGGACAUUUUACGAAAUGAUGCCCUUCCCACGAGCGCCGACGAGGAAGUCAAGAAGCGAGUUUUAA
This is a messenger RNA of Neoarthrinium moseri, 834 nucleotides long. RefSeq lists its product as uncharacterized. Gene Ontology annotation, molecular function: inositol diphosphate tetrakisphosphate diphosphatase activity; phosphatase activity. The transcript is spliced from 3 exons. NCBI's taxonomy places the organism in Eukaryota, Fungi, Ascomycota, Sordariomycetes, Amphisphaeriales, Apiosporaceae. Gene Ontology annotation, cellular component: cytoplasm. The record is from RefSeq and is a predicted model, not a curated record. Gene Ontology annotation, biological process: protein dephosphorylation. The coding region runs from base 1 to 834 and encodes 277 amino acids.